Molecule: messenger RNA, 1388 nt
Organism: Lepisosteus oculatus (spotted gar)
Lineage: Eukaryota; Metazoa; Chordata; Actinopteri; Semionotiformes; Lepisosteidae
Product: hyaluronidase-5-like
Biological process (GO): hyaluronan catabolic process; carbohydrate metabolic process
Cellular component (GO): acrosomal vesicle
Molecular function (GO): hyalurononglucosaminidase activity
Source: RefSeq, a predicted model, not a curated record
GUGUAACAACUUUGCCUAUUUCUUGCUGCUGAUGAAAACAACAACAAAAGCACAUCAUGAAGAAAAUGAGCAUCUUCAGUUUCUCAGUGUUGUUCAUGACAAUUAUGAGCCUUUCCUGCCUGAGAAUUUUUAAUUUAUCUCAUGAUUCCGGGACAAAUUCUGCCUCACUUUCUGAAAACAUCUCUUUUGUUUCAGUGUGGAAUGCACCAUCAGUUCGUUGUUCAGAAAAACAUAAUAUUUCUUUAGACUUGCGUCAGUUUUCUGUAAUAAGUUUUCCAAUGGCUAAUAUGAUAGAUCAGCCUCUCACCAUUUUCUAUAACCUGAGACUAGGACUCUACCCUUUUAUAGAUGAAGAAAAUGAAGAACACUUCAAUGGUGGAAUCCCUCAGGAAGCUAGCCUCCAAAAGCACCUGGAACAAGCCAAAGAAGACAUCAAGUUCUACAUUUCAUCUGAAAUGGUCAAAGGAUUAGCUGUGAUUGAUUGGGAAAACUGGAGACCUAUUUGGAUGAGAAACUGGGGAAAGAAGAUCUUCUAUCGGAAGCUGUCUCUGGCUCGCGAAAGAGAAGCCAACCCGUUUUUUUCUUUGAAAGACAUAAAAAAAAUGGCAAAAGCAGAAUUUGAAAAGGCUGCAAAGAACAUCAUGAAAGAAACAUUAAAGCUGGGUAAAGAACUGAGGCCCAAUCUCCUCUGGGGCUUUUAUCUGUUCCCUGAAUGUUACAAUCACAGGAAUAUCCUUAAUGAGCAGUAUGAUGGCCAGUGCCCAGUACGCGAGAAGGCAUACAAUGAUGAACUUCACUGGCUCUGGGAAGAAAGCGCAGCUCUCUACCCAUCCAUUUAUUUCUUUCAACAGUUGAAGGAUUCUAAGAAAGCAGCACUGUUUGUUCGCUAUCGUGUUCUGGAAGCAAUGAGGGUGGCAAAGCUUUCAAAACAGCCAGAUCCAAUUCCUGUGUAUGUUUAUCAUCGUCCUAAAUUUGUUGGUCGCACCCAAGAAUUCCUGACAGAAGUGGAUCUUGUGCAUUCUGUAGGAGAAAGUGCAGCUCUGGGAGCUUCAGGGAUUGUGUUUUGGGGAGCCUACAGUGACUUCAGUGAUAAGGAAAAGUGCUCUGCCAUGGGUACAUAUUUAGAAGAAAUUCUGAAUCCUUAUCUUGCAAAUGUUACUGCCGCCACACAACUCUGCAGUUCUGCGAUAUGCAGGAACACUGGUCGAUGUGUCAGAAAGCAUCCACACUCCAGUGACUACUUGCAUUUAAACCCCCGCAGCUUCAAGAUAGAAAAAGAUGCUGAAGGGAAACAUGUGGCUGUUGGUUCACCCUCUGAAAGUGACCUGGAUGGAUUCCGAAAAAAAUUCACCUGUUAUUAUCCUGGGAGGGGUUAUAGGGACACUUAA